GCGCAGGGGAGCGCCCUGGGGGGCGCGGCGGGGGCGGCGCCGCCGGGGCCCGCACGGGUGGUCACCGCCGGCCUCCUGACCCUGCUCAUCAUCUGGACGUUGCUGGGCAACGUGCUGGUGUGUGCCGCCAUCGUGCGCAGCCGCCACCUGCGCGCCAAAAUGACCAACGUCUUUAUCGUGUCUCUGGCCGUGUCCGACCUCUUCGUGGCGCUGCUGGUCAUGCCCUGGAAGGCGGUUGCCGAGGUGGCCGGUUACUGGCCCUUCGGGGCGUUCUGCGACAUCUGGGUGGCCUUCGACAUCAUGUGCUCCACCGCCUCCAUCCUGAACCUGUGCGUCAUCAGCGUGGACCGCUACUGGGCCAUCUCCAGGCCCUUCCGCUACGAGCGCAAGAUGACCCAGCGCGUGGCCUUGGUCAUGGUCGGCCUGGCCUGGACCUUGUCUGUCCUCAUCUCCUUCAUUCCAGUCCAGCUCAACUGGCACAGGGACAAGGCGGGCUCCUGGGGUGGCGUGGACCUGGCAUCCAAUCUGGCCAACGGGACGCCCUGGGAGGAAGCCGGGGAACCUGAGGUGACGGUGACCUGUGACUCCAGCCUGAACCGAACGUACGCCAUCUCCUCCUCCCUCGUCAGCUUCUACAUCCCGGUGGCCGUCAUGCUCGUGACCUACACGCGCAUCUACCGCAUCGCCCGGCUGCAGAUCCGCAGGAUCUCUUCCCUGGAGCGGGCCGCGGAGCGCGCGCAGAGCUGCCGGGGCCGCGCUGCCUGUGAGCCGGCCACCAGCCUGCGACUUUCCAUCAGGAAGGAGACCAAGGUCCUCCAGACGCUGUCGGUGAUAGUGGGGGUCUUCGUGUGCUGCUGGCUGCCGUUCUUCAUCCUUAACUGCCUGGUCCCCUUCUGCAGCGGAUCCCCCUCGGGCCCUCGGGCCGGCUUCCCGUGCGUCAGCGAGACCACCUUCGACGUCUUCGUCUGGUUCGGCUGGGCCAACUCGUCCCUCAACCCCGUCAUCUACGCCUUCAAUGCCGACUUCCGGAAGGUGUUUGCACAGCUGCUGGGGUGCAGCCCCCUCUGCCCCCGGACCCCAGUGGAGACAGUGAACAUCAGCAAUGAGCUCGUCUCCUACCACCAAGACCCUGUCUUCCACGAGGAGACCGCAGCUGCCUACGUCCACACAAUCCCCAGCGCGGCGACCCCUGGGGGACAGCGGGUGGGCAAGGAGGGGGAGAGCCCUUUGGAUCCUACGUCGCGCAUCUCUCAGACGUCCCCUGAUGGUGACCCUGCUGCCGAGUCUGUCUGGGAGCUGGACUGCGAAGGAGAGAUUUCAUUGGGCAAAAUAACCCCUUUCACCCCAAAUGGGUUCCAUUAA
Galeopterus variegatus (Sunda flying lemur) is the source of this 1362-nucleotide messenger RNA. RefSeq names its product dopamine receptor D5 (gene DRD5). The record is from RefSeq and is a predicted model, not a curated record. The transcript has a single exon. Gene Ontology annotation, molecular function: G protein-coupled receptor activity; dopamine neurotransmitter receptor activity. Gene Ontology annotation, cellular component: plasma membrane. Gene Ontology annotation, biological process: adenylate cyclase-activating adrenergic receptor signaling pathway. NCBI's taxonomy places the organism in Eukaryota, Metazoa, Chordata, Mammalia, Dermoptera, Cynocephalidae. The annotation marks the transcript as partial.